Molecule: messenger RNA, 2109 nt
Organism: Aspergillus heteromorphus CBS 117.55
Lineage: Eukaryota; Fungi; Ascomycota; Eurotiomycetes; Eurotiales; Aspergillaceae
Product: AGC family serine/threonine-protein kinase
Exons: 2
Coding region: 217-1980 (587 amino acids)
Biological process (GO): protein phosphorylation
Molecular function (GO): ATP binding; protein serine/threonine kinase activity
Source: RefSeq, a predicted model, not a curated record
UCGGGCUUCCUGGUAGCGUUCCCUGCCGGGUGGGUGACCAUCUCGGAUUGCUUGCCAUACAGAUAGUAUUCACAGAUCGACCUGCCCCUGAGUUGUUGUCGAUGCCUGGGCGCAUCUGACUACCUUUGGCUUACGCAUCGUGCUACCGCCACUCUCGUCGGACGCCGUAACGGACUAGAUUAUCUACAGGAGAGGCCCAUGGAAGACUACGACAGAAUGGAUACCUCGGCGCAUACCGGGCAGGAUGACCUUUCGGUCGGGGACGUGUUUAGCCCGCAGGCCGACAUGUCACAUUCGUACAAGGAAACCACCUUCCACGACCCCCAGGAUGCCGGAUGUCGCACGAGUGCCCGCAGUCCCCAGCGCACGCAGGGCCCGAUGACCAAGGGACUCGCGGUCCACGGAAAUGCCUUUCCAGCGCCGGAGCUGAACGCGAACCCGCUGGCGGCAAAGGCCGACCGACGUAAGAAGAAGAAAAAGCACGCCGUCCAUGAGGUCGCCCCCGUUAUCAACACUGUGCGUGGGUUUACCCCGCGCGGCUCCGGCGAUGAGGACUCGGACAUGUCCGCUGCCAGUUCCCGUGCACCCAGCUCGCGGCCGCGAGCACCGGCUGGGGCGAAUGGAGGUAGUCCGUUGAUACAGCCGGCGGCGGCCUGUGGAGUGAGCGCCUUGAAGCUGCAACUCGAUUCGAUGAGCCUCACUGGCAAUGGGAAUGGGUCCCGGUCUGGCCUCCGCUCAGAGACCCCCAGCAACGCCAGUGUGUGUUCGGACAGUGACCAGACGGAGGUUCUGACCAGCUAUGAGGUGCCCCUGGAGCACGACUACGUCAGCGCGGAUGCAGCCGCCGAGGAGACCUCGCAGAACACGUCGAGUGUGCGGGAUAUGCGCACUCGGUUGUGCCGAAAGAUGACCACCGAUGACUUUGAGCCGCUGCUCUGCCUGGGCAAGGGGUCGUUCGGGACGGUCUUGCUGGUGCGCCACGUGCUCACCGGGAAGCUGUACGCGCAGAAGCAAUUCCGCAAGGCAUCGCUCACCGUCCACAAGAAACUGGUCGAGCAGACCAAGACCGAACGCAUGAUUCUCGAGAGCGUCAACCGCCAUCCGUUCGUGGUCAAACUCUUCUACGCAUUCCAGGACCACGAGAAGCUAUACCUGAUCCUGGAGUAUGCCGAGGGCGGCGAGCUGUUCACACACCUGGCUCUGGAGCGCAUGUUCGACGAAGACGCCGCCGCGUUCUACAUGGCCGAGAUGGUGCUGGCACUCGAGCAUCUCCACCAGAACGUGGGUGUCAUCUACCGCGACCUGAAGCCGGAGAACUGCCUGCUGGACAACGAGGGCCAUCUGCUGCUGACGGACUUCGGACUCAGCAAAAUCGCCCUGGACGACGACGACCGCUGCAACUCCUCGCUCGGCACCAUCGAGUACAUGGCGCCGGAGGUCAUCCUGGCCAAGCCGUACGGCAAGGCGUGCGACUGGUGGUCCCUCGGGGCGCUGGGCUACGAUCUCCUCACGGGGUCGCCCCCCUUCAAAGCGAACAACAACGCCAAGCUGCAGGAAAAGAUCCUCAAGCAGAAGCUCACGCUGCCGUACUUCCUGGGCCCGGACGCCAAAGACCUGCUCAUCCGGCUGCUGCGCAAGGAACCGUCGAAGCGGCUGGGAUACCACAUGCCCAAGGACCUGCAGACGAUCAAGAACCACCGGUUCUUCCGCAAGAUCGACUGGAAGGCGCUGGAGCGGCGGGAGGUGGCGCCCCCCAUCAACCCGGUGGUGACCGAUCCGGCGCUGGCGGAGAACUUCUCGGCGGACUUCACGCGACUGCCGCUGAGCCCGCGUGUGCACAGCUUCGACGAGCACUACGCGGCGGCGCGCUCGGGGGGGCUGCGGACGGGCCACGACGGACUGGGCGAGACGGCGGAUCUCUUUGGCGGGUUUAGCUUUGUGGCUUCGAGCAGUUUGCUGGAUAAUGGGAUUGGGGUGUAGAUGUAGAGGUUUCCUGGUCUGAGUCCCGAUGUUGGAAAGAGAUAGAUAGAAUACUCCAUGGUUGUCAGCAAUGAGAGAGCGUUGGUUGUGCAGUGGUGUUAUUUGCAGUUUGCAGUUUGCAGUUUACAG